Molecule: messenger RNA, 714 nt
Organism: Limanda limanda (common dab)
Lineage: Eukaryota; Metazoa; Chordata; Actinopteri; Pleuronectiformes; Pleuronectidae
Gene: fgf3
Product: fibroblast growth factor 3
Exons: 3
Coding region: 1-714 (237 amino acids)
Biological process (GO): positive regulation of gene expression; positive regulation of cell population proliferation; fibroblast growth factor receptor signaling pathway
Cellular component (GO): cytoplasm
Molecular function (GO): growth factor activity; fibroblast growth factor receptor binding
Source: RefSeq, a predicted model, not a curated record
AUGCUGAUGAUACAUCUGCUGGUGUUGCUGAGCCUGUUGGAUCCCGUUAGUCCCCAGAGCCUCUGCGACCCUGGCCAGGCUUGCGAUCCUCGAAAACGGAGGGACGCCGGGGGCCGCGGGGGAGUAUAUGAACACCUCGGAGGAGCGCCGCGAAGAAGGAAACUCUACUGCGCCACUAAAUAUCAUUUACAAAUCCAUUCUAAUGGGAAGAUAGAUGGCUCACUGGAGGAAACGAAUCCAUUAAGCAUCAUGGAAAUCACAGCGGUGGAUGUCGGAGUUGUGGCCAUAAAAGGGCUUUUCUCUGGCAGAUAUUUGGCCAUGAAUGAUAAAGGGCGACUGUAUGCCUCGGAAGUAUUCAACAAAGAGUGUGAGUUUGUGGAGCGGAUCCAUGAGUUGGGGUACAACACCUAUGCAUCUCGCCACCACUCAACCGAACAGCCACUGCCAACAGGGGGCAUUAGCAAAAAGCGAAGAGCCAGCGCCAAACGCCAGUGGUAUGUUUCUAUUAACGGCAAAGGCCGGCCGCGGCGGGGCUUUAAAACGCGAAGCACAGACAAAGCUUCACUAUUUCUGCCUCGGGUUCUGGGCAACAAGGAUCAUGAGAUGGUGAGACGGUUAAGAGACAGUCAGAGCGCACACCACCACACGCAUCACCUCAGCAGCCGUGGUGAAUGCCGAAGACGCCGGCAUCGUGCCAGGAAAGGCCGGGGCUGA